AUGUUGAGUGUGUCGACUGAGAAGGGGAGGGAUGAUAUGAUUCUUCCCCUAACUGGCUUUGCAUACACAAUUGGGGCCAUCUGUUCUUAUUUUUCCUCCUAUCUCCUCUCCCUCCCGGUGUGUGUCAGAGGGAGGGUGACGCCGCAGUUAUUAUUAGUUCUUCCUUGUGUAGUCGUCUUUUUUGUUUUUGUUUUUGCUCUCGUUUUGCGCGCAUCUUUCAGCCAUAACCACUUAGUUUUCACUUUCUCCUGCGUGGCCAACCCAUUUUGGUGGAGUGCCUAUGUGUGA
Molecule: messenger RNA, 288 nt
Organism: Trypanosoma brucei brucei TREU927
Lineage: Eukaryota; Euglenozoa; Kinetoplastea; Trypanosomatida; Trypanosomatidae
Exons: 1
Coding region: 1-288 (95 amino acids)
Source: RefSeq, a predicted model, not a curated record